Molecule: messenger RNA, 4412 nt
Organism: Archocentrus centrarchus (flier cichlid)
Lineage: Eukaryota; Metazoa; Chordata; Actinopteri; Cichliformes; Cichlidae
Gene: ell2
Product: elongation factor for RNA polymerase II 2
Exons: 12
Coding region: 71-2080 (669 amino acids)
Biological process (GO): transcription elongation by RNA polymerase II; positive regulation of transcription elongation by RNA polymerase II; snRNA transcription by RNA polymerase II
Cellular component (GO): transcription elongation factor complex
Molecular function (GO): cis-regulatory region sequence-specific DNA binding
Source: RefSeq, a predicted model, not a curated record
GUCACAGUGAGCCUGUGCUGCUAAAUGCUCCUCCAGCUUUCAGAGGGACGAUGGUGGAGGGCUGGUAAAGAUGGCGGCGCUCUCCGAGGAUGGGAGAUACGGAUUAAAUUGUGGCCAACAAAGAGCAGAAAGAGUCACCGUAUUACAUGUAAAAUUGACCGAGACAGCACUAAGGGCAAUAGAGACCUACCAAAACUGUACGAAUGUACCUUCACUGCAGCCAAGGAUACAUUUCAAGGGACUACAAGGGCGCAUUAAAAUCCCUAAGACUGACUCCUCCUCGAACACCUUCCACAAUUUUGAUUUUUACCUGUCUAAUGUGGGCAAGGACAACCCUCAGGGAAGCUUUGAGUGCAUCCAUCAGUAUACGUCGAGCUCAGGGGCCUCACACCUGGCAUUGUUGGCGACAGUACAGGAUAAGGUCACAGUGUGUGCCACUAAUGACUCCUACCAGGUGACCCGGGAACGCAUGACACAGGCUGUAGAGGACACACGUGAACGUGGGACCAAAGUCAUUAAGCCUGGUGGUCAGUACAGAGGAAAGCAAGUACAUAUCCGUAAGCCUGCACUAUCAGCCCCAGAAGUGGUCCCAGAGCGCAAACGCUCCACACCCAUCAACCCAGCCAACACUAUUCGUAAGUGCCUUUCCAAUAACCCCGUAUCACAGCGGCCGUUCCGAGACCGCAUCGUCCAUCUGCUGGCACUGAGGUCCUACAAGAAGCUGGAAGUGCUUGCACGUUUGCAGCGUGACGGUAUCAACCAGAAGGACCGCAAUUCAUUGGGGACCACCCUGCAACAGGUGGCAAACCUGAAUCCCAAAGACAAUGCAUAUUCUCUGAAGGACUACAUAUACCGUGACGUACAGCGAGACUGGCCUGGUUACUCAGAGGAUGAGAAGUCCCAGAUUGACCGGAUCCUCAAUCGCAAAUUAGGUCUUCCUAAUGAGAUAACCUCAUCCAGCGGUUCUCCCAAAGACGGUGUCCCCACAUCCCCUCAGAAGCGCCAGCCAGACUUUGACUUCAUUGAUCCUUUGGCACCAAAGAAAGCCCGCAUCUCCCACCUCAAUAAUCGAGCGCCAGCCGCAUCUUCGUCAUCGUCCUCUGAUCGCCGUGAGGACGAGGGCAGCCCCAGCGCUAAACGCUCGUCCCUACCCUCCAAUGCCACCUCAGGCCCUCCCACUCAUCUCCCCAUCUCAUCCUACCCACCUGCCCCCUCUCACCAGCAGCCUAGUCCAGCUUCCAACUCCAACUCACCAAGCACCCCAGAGGGCUGUGGCACCCAGGAUCUGCCCAUGGACCAGAGUUCCUCCUGCAGAGAUCCUUCACCCAGGUCUUUUUCGUCCGAUAGUAGAUCCCUGCAGGACCGCUAUCGGCAUCCUGGUCCUGGCCCCAGACCAGUUGCAGGCCACAGCCCUCCACCUUGCACAUCACUCACAGUUACCUCCACUGUCAUCUCUAGCCCUCCUUUGUCCAGCAUUACCAAUAAGAAGGUUAAAAAGAAAUCUAAGAAGCACAAGGAUCGAGAAAGGGAGAAAGGGAAACCAAAGGAAAGAGAAGGCAGUAGUCCUCAUGGUGUUGCAGAGCAGGCUGUGGAAAGUCGUAGAGCCAGAAAGAAGCAGAAUCCUGAUGAAGAGACCAGAGGUGUUAUCAGCAAAAAUUCUCACAAAGAUCAAGACUCUUCACACAAAGAGAGGCCAGUCCAGUCCACUGAAUUGUCAUCCAAAAUGGAGACACCUGACUAUGUAUUGAAGUACACGGCAUUGGUGUCCACUGACCAGCGGCAAAGCUACAAGGAUGAUUUCAACGCAGAGUACGAUGAGUACCGCCUGUUGCAUGCCCAUGUGGAGAACAUCACCCGCCGCUUUACGCAGCUGGACGCCCAGUGUCGGAAGUUGGCCCCUGGCACCAAAGAGCAUCAGAAGGUGCAAGAGGAAGUCUUGAAAGAGUACAAAAAGAUCAAACAACACAGCCCCAACUACCACGAGGAGAAGCUGCGCUGCGAGUACCUGCACAACAAGCUGGCCCACAUCAAGCGGCUGAUAGCUGAUUUUGACCAGCGCAGAGCCCAAGCCUGGUGCUGAGAGCACAGUAGAGAACAUCUUCACUCAUCAGUAUUGAGAAUGAAGGGUCAAACCGAGAGCGGCUGUUCAGCUGACUCUUAGCUAUUAACACCCCUUCACUUGCUGCCUCUGCAACAGGUCCUUCCCCCCUUUCCUUUUUCCUUCUGUCAUCUUUCUUCAUUCCUCCUUUUCUUUUCUGAUCUUUGAUUCCACAGGCUUCAUUGGUGCCUGCAAUCUCAAAAAUUUGCUUUUGACUUUCUCCAAUCCUUUACUUUUGCGGUAUUUUUUUUUUCUUCUUCUUUUCCUGUGGAUUUGAUACCACUGGACCAGUGGAAGGGGCCGUCUGCAUGUGUGAGCGGGUUUGUCUGUAAUUUUGAAGAACUUUCUCUUCAAACAAAAAGUAUUUUUGAGCAUCAGAUAAAAUAUUAACAUGUAUUUAAGUGAAACAAAAAAGAAAGAGGGAGAUCUAUUUAUUUUGAGACUCAUAGUGCAAAAUAAGAGUCUGCAAAUAUAUUAAUUUUUUUUUUUUUUAACAAUGCAAAAAAAAAAAAACCACAGGCCUUAUGUGUUUUGACUCUGUGAAGCCAUUUUGCACGCAGGAUCCAUCUGCCAUCUCAACUGACGAAGGUAUCUAUCUUGCCUCGUUUCCUCUCAUCACUUCAAACGGCAAUGAAUAACCACACUUCAAUAAAUUGCUGCUGAGUUUGAGGCUGAGGAGGAAGGAAACGAGACAGGAAGAAGAAAUCACUUGAGCUGAUUGAGAACCAACAGUUUGUGUGCAUGGAUUGUGAAUUUAUUUGCAAUGAUCACGUGGUGAAGGUUGUUAUAAGGCCCCCUGUCAAUAAGGGGCAGUAUUCCUUGCACCAAACUAUUGAAAAUUCACAGUGCAUUAUGGAUGCCUUUAAGGUGUUUACAUUCGGAAAUGUAGUGAUGGGCGUUGGAGUCCACUGGCUGUACAAAGGAACUACAACUGCCUAGAAACAGGUCUGUGUGUGAGAGUGUGUGUGUGUGUGUGUGUGUGAGAGAGAGAGAGAGCGUGCAGAUGUCAGUGAUGGAGAAAGGAAGGAGUGUUAUAAAUUGUGUGUACUUGUAUGGAUGUGUAUUAUGUUGCGUGAAGGAAAAAUGGAAAUGUGGAGAAGUGGGAAAUAUAGAAAACAAACAAAAAAAAGCUGCUAUAGCGUUUAAUCAGCCGGGAACACUCGGGAUCAGCCUGGCUGGAGCAAGAGUACCUGAUCCUACCUGAAGAAAGAAAGGAAGAUCCUUACUCGGUUCUUCUCUAGACCCUACAAAGGACUGCCCCCACUUCUUGAGCUUUAUCCAGCGGCAAACAGUCUUUUUGUUUUGUUUGUUUGAAAGGAAGCAAAAUCCACCAGAGGACUCGUCUGUAUUAUGACGUCAGUGCAUUUGAUUCUCAGUUUGAGUAAUGAAAGGUGUCAGUUGGGACAUUUUCUUUUUCAGCACUGACACAGAUUUGGUUUCAUGGGUGGAUGAAUGGCUUCUGUGUAAUUAUUUCAAUGAGGGGGAAAUUUUGUUUACUAAGUUGCAUUAGAAUGUUUGCCAAAAAUUGAAUUGCCUUUUUGGUACUGCUUCCAUGGAGUCAAAUUUCUGAUUACAGCUGAAGUUGAGAAGUCAUUGAAACUGCAAUGUCUCUUUCACUGAAAUAAAACUUCCUUAAAUGUGGGGACAUAAAGAGGAACUUGGUCACUGUGGUGUUGAAGUCUAAAAUAUUUCACAGACAAGAGUCUGUGCCUUCUAAAAAAAACAAAUGAGGCGCUGUUUAUUCCCCACAAAAAAGAAUAUUCUGUCCUAUUUUUAUUAUAUUUUGAUUGUGGCUUCUGUCUUACAGUCAGUCUCUGCAGUAGACUGGCUGUUUGGGUCGGUUGUCAGAAUUUAGAUUAAUUACAUACUCUGCUCAACUUGUCUCAAGUUAUUUUGGACAGAUAAUUAGUGCUUGUAUCCACAAGGUGUCACAACAAGCAGAUAAAAGUCCACCCAGCUGUGGGGGGAGAGGGGAAGUAUUUGUAGUCUGUUUUUCCUGUUUUAACUUCCAGUGAUCAUUUCCCAGGAUUUAGCGCUACAAAGGGCUACUUAACCGACCUGUCGUCCUCUCAGCUUUCCAAAGAUUUAUUUUUUUUUCCUCAAACAUUUUCUUGAGCUAGUUCAGAACAUGAUAAACAAAUGGUAUGUGACUCAGUGUGGAGGAGGGGGUUUGUAAAGUCUGGAUGAACUUUUAAAUUUCCCGUCAGUGUUUAGACAUAAGGAGCCACAAGUGAAUUCUGAGAGAAAUCUGAUCCUGCCCAUCUGAAAAUGUACAAGACAUUUAAAUAAACAUGAGCAUAGUUUGACCUGGAAA